Molecule: messenger RNA, 804 nt
Organism: Anopheles nili
Lineage: Eukaryota; Metazoa; Arthropoda; Insecta; Diptera; Culicidae
Exons: 2
Coding region: 1-804 (267 amino acids)
Source: RefSeq, a predicted model, not a curated record
AUGGAAGAAAGCUCGUCGGCCGAGUUUGAAGCCCUCUCGGAGCAGCUCGCCAAAGUCCAGAACACCCAGCUGACGAUCGCGGAAUCCGACAUGGCGUUGUCAGCACUGGAAGCUCGUGUAUUCCUUGCCCGCCAGAAAGGCACAAGGACACCGCUAUCGUUUGCCCAGUUCCAAGCUUACUGCCUCGGCUGGGUGUCAAAGUGCACGACCGCUACGGAAAAGGUCCGCUUCGAGACGCAAUCACUCGAGCGCCAGAUUGAGAUCCGGCGGGACCUGAUCAAUCAAAAGCGUCAGUACGUUGGCAACGACACCCUGCGUCUACACGUGGAAAGCUUCGGUCUCGAACAGCUGGUCGCAGGGCGUGAACUGCACGAAGCGCACCGCGUCUACUACGAACUGCGGUAUCUUGAUGCGGAGGUGAAGCGUUCGAUGUUGCUGGAUAAGCACUCCCUGUACGACACGACUCAGCGUCAUGCCCGGGCGUGCCGUGACGUCGAACGGUUGAACGUCCAGCUUGAUGAUGUUCGCGCGAAAAUUGCUCUCACUGACAGUGAGGUUAUGUCUCUCGAGCAGGAAAACCAGCGAUUGCGCGCGCAGUUACGCCAGGAUCCACCACCGAGUGUUCAGGAAAUGGUGAAUUGCGCGAAGGAGCUUGACAACCUCAAGGAGGAGUUAUUCCGAACGGUAAAGCGAUGCGUACGUCUGCUGACGAGUGAGAAGACGCCGUUUGAUAUUGCUCCUUACGCAAGGAUUAUAAUUGCCAAAGACCAUCAAUACUAUGUGUAUCGCUUUUUGAGCGUAUAA